CAUAUUUGCAUUACUGUCAAUGGGACUUAAAAGGUGUAUCAGUUACCUGUUCUACAACACAGAGGGAGACAAGUUGCCGCAUACAGAAUAACUGGAAAAGUUUUUAUACAAUCUAUAUCCCUGCUGCUACAAGCAAUAUUAUCACCAAGCUUUCAAAAUGCUAAAAGCGAUAAGGAUAUUUGUCUUCCUACUAUUUAUUACAUCAUUUGGAUUCUUUUAUAGAGUCAUUGAUAAACAGAGCACCAUUCAUUUUAUAUCUUUAUUCUUUACCAAAAAUUCAACAUUCAGCAAUAUAGCUUCAAAACAAACUGUAACACAAAUGAAUAACCAUAUUAUAGAAAUGACUAGCACAACUCCUUUCUAUUCACAAAGUCCAAGUACUAUAUCAGUAAAUCAGGAGAACAUUGUAACCCAAGAGGUUUUAGUCUCUACCUAUAAAACAUCUAACAACAUGGAAAAAAAUACUUCUAAUUAUCUGAAUCCAGGGGAUAUUUUAAGCCAAGGCAAUGGUAUAAUAUUUCUAGAAUCAGGGAGUAGGGCACAGCCACCUCCCCUAGUAUUAUGUGCUAUAGAAUCAGCAGCUCGUGUAUAUAGUGAUAGGCCAAUAGUUUUCUUCAUAAAAGGUUUGUCAGAAAUAAAUACUAAUGAUGACGAGAACAGAACACGGAAGAGAUUUCCAACUAUUUCAUAUCUGCAGAAUGUCUACAUCUUCCCUUUGAAAAUGAAGGAAGUUUUUAAAGAUACGCCGCUCUUUCCAUGGUAUCAAAAGAUCGAUCCCACACGGGAACAACACUGGAUACACGUCAGUUCAGAUGGCUGUAGGUUGGCCCUAAUUUGGAAAUAUGGUGGAAUUUACAUGGAUACUGACAUCAUCUCAGUGCGACCCAUUCCAGAGAAGACAUUUCUGGCAGCUCAGUUCUCACAAGAUUCCAGCAACGGUGUUUUUGGAUUACCUCCCCGUCACAAUUUCACAUGGACUGCAAUGGAGGAUUUUGUAAAGAAUUACAAUGGAGCAAUAUGGGGACAUCAAGGCCCACAACUCUUCACACGUACUCUGAGGAAAUAUUGUGUCAUUCCUAAUUUUACAGCUGUUGAGGAUAUUAUAUGUGGAAACAUCACCUUUUUAAACCCGCAACGUUUCUAUCCUAUUCCAUAUCCAUCUUGGAGGUUGUACUACAAAGUCUGGGAAAAAAUUCCAACGUUUAAUGACUCUUAUGCUUUACAUCUCUGGAACUACAUGAACAAAGAUGUUAUGACUAUGGUUCCAGGCAGUAAUACAUUGGUGGAUAAUCUCUAUAAACAACACUGUCCCAUUACCUAUGGAGCCCUCCUAAGGAAUGAGACUAUAUACCUUUAGCUGUGUUUAUCAUAAAAGGAUUCAAACACCUUAUUAGUGUAUAAAAAGGAGUUAAGUUGCUGCAACAUUGCAAAUUGUUAAAUACUACUAUUGAUACUUUCUCAUAUCAUAGAACAUAGCAAAACUUUGGACCUAUAGCCAAAAAAACAGAACAAAGACUGAAUGACAGAUAUAUGGCUCAUUUCUCUUACCCAACAUUCAUACAUUAGAAAUCUUUAGUUUAAUUCAAUGACCUGACUGAACCUUAAUUGACCAUAACAGUGAAAAUCACUAAUCACUAAUUUAGUAGCCUGAAUAAACCUCAUCAAAGAGGUGCAUUGAAUCUACUUGGUGGUUCAGUGGUUUGGCCAUUCUCAUGGGGUACAUAGUAGUGCAAUUACAUGAUACUGUUGCUUACCACUUACAUGCAUGGAUACUUGGAUAGAUGUUCAUUUGCUUUUAGUCUGGAGCAUUGAAUUUGUACAUUCAUAUUAUGUUUUAAACACCCAUUCUGUA
Molecule: messenger RNA, 1852 nt
Organism: Spea bombifrons (plains spadefoot toad)
Lineage: Eukaryota; Metazoa; Chordata; Amphibia; Anura; Pelobatidae
Product: alpha-1,4-N-acetylglucosaminyltransferase-like
Exons: 3
Coding region: 158-1357 (399 amino acids)
Biological process (GO): protein O-linked glycosylation
Molecular function (GO): acetylglucosaminyltransferase activity
Source: RefSeq, a predicted model, not a curated record